CGGGCUCGCGCGGCCCCGCCCCGCCCCGGAUGCAGUCGCUGCCCGGUUCCUGCGCGCCCCGCGAUGUCGCUCGUGGCCGAGGCCUUCGUCACCCAGCUGGCCGCCGCAGAGCCUUGGCCAGAAAAUGCUGCAUUGUAUCAGCAACUGAAGGAUGAACAAAUUUUGCUUUCUGAUAAUGCAUCUUCCCUUGCUGUUCAGGCCUUUUUGCAAAUGUGCAAUCUGCCAAUCCGGGUGGUUUGCAGGGCAAAUGCUGAGUACAUGUCCCCAUCUGGCAAAGUACCCUUUAUUCACGUGGGAAAUCAAGUGGUGUCUGAGCUUGGGCCCAUAGUCCAGUUUGUGAAAGCCAAGGGCCAUUCUCUCAGUGAUGGAUUGGAUGAAGUCCAAAAAGCUGAGAUGAAAGCCUACAUGGAAUUAGUCAAUAAUAUGCUCUUGACAGCAGAGCUCUAUCUUCAGUGGUGUGACGAUGCUACAGUAGAGGAGAUUACUCACCCGAGGUAUGGCUCUCCUUACCCGUGGCCUCUUAAUCGCAUUUUGUCCUAUCAGAAGCAGUGGGAGGUAAGGCGAAAGAUGAAAGCCAUUGGAUGGGCUGGCAAGACACUUGACCAGGUGCUUGAGGACGUAGAUCAGUGUUGUCAGGCUCUCUCCCAGAGAUUAGGAACACAACCAUAUUUCUUCAAUAAGCAACCAACUGAAUUGGAUGCUCUGGUAUUUGGACAUCUGUUCACAAUCCUUACUACUCAACUAAUCACUGACGAACUCUCUGAGAAAGUGAAAAACUACAGUAACCUCACGGCCUUUUGUCGGCGCAUAGAGCAGCAGUACUUUGGGGGUCACGAUAAAGACAGCUCUGCAACUGCCACGGCCCGAUCUGCUAAAAGGUCCUUACUGAGAUAAGCACAUUGUGUGCUGGCUGGGGUGGGUUGCAUUUCAGUUUGGGGUUUUGGUGUGUUAGCUUUUUUGAAGCUGCCAAAUCAUUCUGGAUAAAGAAAACACUCUAAAUGCAGUUUUUGUGUUGUAGAAUAUACUGUGCACGUUUAACCUAAAAUGACUGCAUGGGCACUUCCACUUUUAAUAGCCUGCAUGCCACUUACUUUGAAGUGACCUUGGAAAGAUAUUGUAUCUGUAUUAAAAAAAGUAAAAUACUUUCAAAAGUUUC
Molecule: messenger RNA, 1156 nt
Organism: Cuculus canorus (common cuckoo)
Lineage: Eukaryota; Metazoa; Chordata; Aves; Cuculiformes; Cuculidae
Gene: MTX2
Product: metaxin 2
Exons: 10
Coding region: 64-894 (276 amino acids)
Biological process (GO): mitochondrion organization
Cellular component (GO): SAM complex
Source: RefSeq, a predicted model, not a curated record